Molecule: messenger RNA, 2073 nt
Organism: Penicillium griseofulvum
Lineage: Eukaryota; Fungi; Ascomycota; Eurotiomycetes; Eurotiales; Aspergillaceae
Product: FAD-dependent oxidoreductase
Exons: 5
Coding region: 1-2073 (690 amino acids)
Molecular function (GO): monooxygenase activity; FAD binding
Source: RefSeq, a predicted model, not a curated record
AUGAUGGAACCAAUUCGUCCCCCACAGAAUAUCGCCAUUAUCGGUGCUGGCAUCGCUGGCAUCGCUUGUGCAUUGGCCAUUUCCCGGGAGCUUUCUCCGUUCGUGCCAGAUCUGAAAAUUAAAGUCUACGAACGACACGAUGUACUCUCGACUUCUGGCGGUGCUAUCAAUUUGACUCCCGUUGCCCAAAGACAUCUGGCUCAGCUAGGAGUCCUCAAUGAGUUGGAUCGUAUGGGUCCCGAGGGUGGUGCCGAUGUCGAUGCCAUUGAACUGUUCUCCAUGCGUUCGGGCCGCGGGAUCGGAUCCAUCAACUUCACAGACAACCAAGGAAGAGGAUUCGGCGGAUAUAAGGGCCGAAGAGUGAUGCGGAUUGCCCUCUCCGUCGCCAUGUUGACCGUGGCCGAGCGAACUCGCAAUGUGGAGAUUGUCUUCGGCAAGAAGGUUAUCGGUGGCGAGGAAUUCGCGGAUAGAGCCGUGGUACGAUUCCAGGACGGUACUGAGGCAGUGGGUGACUUGGUCAUUGGCUGUGAUGGAGUCCACUCCGCCGUCCGAACCAAGUUUGUGGACGUCAACCGGCCGGCCGAGUACACGGGCUUGUCGUUUUUGCAGGCUACCAUUGAUACGGAUUCACUCUCAUCACUCCCUCACUUCCGCACAUCAUCACUCAAUAUCUCGCGUCAUGGAUCAAUGCUCGCGAGCUACUGUGACCGUGAUCGCGAACAGAUCUUCGCUGCUGCUAUCGUCCAAUUUAGUCGCGAGGCGUUGAGCCUCUACCGACUUGAGCCUGGUCAGGAUUGGGCCACUCAGAACAAAAUUCGCUGUGCCCUCCGUGAGGAGAUCAGAGACCGCUUCCGCAAGUGUGCUAUUCCUUGUAUCAAAGAGAUGAUCGAGAGUAAAGCGGACUGGAUGCUUUAUCCCGUAUACCAAGUCCCCCCUGGAGGGCGUUGGUGCCUGAAUCGAGUUAUUCUUCUUGGCGAUGCAGCACACGCGAUGCCCCCGCGUGACGAGUCCGCCGCGUACGCACUAGACGAUGCAAUCCUGUUCUCUCGAAUUCUAGCAAGCUAUCGCUCAGAGCCUCUAACAGAGGUGUUUGACGCAUACGAGACUCUCCGUCGUGAAACAAUCAACCGUGCAUUCAAAGAGUCCCGUCGUAUGUGGGAAAGGAAUCGCGAUAUGGGAUUGCUGGAGGGCAGACUUAAGGAGUGGAUGAUGACUUUCCAUCUCAAAACCAACGAACACGCACGCGAGGCAGCCUGGGAGUUUGACGCCACUAAAAUUGCACUCCCCACGCCGGCGCCCAAAGGCUGGACGCAUGACCGGCUCCUCAACGCCAGCGGAGAAGACCUUAUGGCCCUCUCAGACACUCAGCGCACAAUUCUCUUCGAUGGUCUGAAAAUCACCCAUGGAGAAGAUAGCUUCCGCCAAAUAAUGCAGGAAAUGGAUCGUCGCUACCUGGCCCAAGUUGAAAGUUCUAAGUCAGAGGAACCCAAGCAGCAAGAGCGCGAGCCCCUCGCACCUUUUGUCGAUACCCUGAAUUCUCUCUUCCAAGGCACAGAGACUGACUGGGGGAAAUGGGGCCGGUGGGAUGCCGUGAUCGAGGAGGGUUUGGCACCGUAUCGAGGCUUUAUCUCGAAAGUUGACCGAGCGAUCAAUUUAUUGGAGUUUCAGUGGGUGGAACAGCCUGAAUUAGAGGGCGUAGAUGCAGCGCAUGUGGCUAGACGCUUCAAUGAAAAGGCAUUAUCACGGGGAUUCGCCACUUCCGCUUGUCUGAUGGUGACACCAGAUUCUCUAGAGUCUGUUCUCUCCUGGCCAUGUCUUUCUUCCGUCCGCCAUGAGCGCCAGGGGAUUCCUUUUGUUGUUUCGGUAUCCCGGAGAGCGAGUGCCCCGCGUCUUCCUUUAGGCCUAGGUGAUGAGGAUGUAGCCGGUGCUGGAUUUAAAGGGUAUCUUAAUGUCGCCGUGGAGAGUAUCGUGGAAGAGUUUAAUCCUAUUGUCGCCUUGCAGAUGAUGAAUUUGCAUACACUGACAGUAAAAUUCCGUCAUGAUAAUGAUAUCUGGUGUUCUAGUGAUCGGUAG